AUGGGUAGUGCAGCAUCUGCCAAAGUCGCAGGGGCGAGCACGAAGGAUCUGAAGGAGGUGGCGAAUGGGAUGUCUGAGGACGAGCGCCAAAAACUUCUCGCGGCGAUCGCACAGCUAGAGUCAGAGUCUGCGCCUGCAGCGCAAUCACUCGAAGCAAUUCUGGGACAGUACAACGCCCACGCCAGUGACGGUGACUGGGGCAGCUACAGCAUCACUGUCACCAUUAAGGCAGAUGCCAGCAUGAUGAUGUACACAAGCUCUUGCGACUUCCGCGACAGCCCAGAAACCAUUACCACUACGGAGGGUUCAGGGGCUCUGGAAGGCGAGAUUCUGACUUUCACGUCCACCAAGGUUUGCAAGGAGCAACAGGGAACGGGCGCGAUGGAACCCAAGACCAAGGAUGAGACCGAGACAUACAAGUUCAAGCUGCAGCCUGACGGGAGCUUGGCCAUGUUGAGGAAGGAUGGCACGGUUGAUGAGAUCCAAGGUGGCUAUGGCGGCGAUCCAAAGCCUGCAAUUCUCAGAAGAAG
Symbiodinium natans is the source of this 530-nucleotide messenger RNA. NCBI's taxonomy places the organism in Eukaryota, Dinophyceae, Suessiales, Symbiodiniaceae. The record is from the annotation of a GenBank genome assembly.